This is a messenger RNA of Symbiodinium necroappetens, 1953 nucleotides long. The record is from the annotation of a GenBank genome assembly. NCBI's taxonomy places the organism in Eukaryota, Dinophyceae, Suessiales, Symbiodiniaceae.
AUGUCAGCCCGGAAUGCCAGCUGGCUGACACCGCAGAAUGAACCUCCUUCUUUCGGCAUUGUGGCCGCGAGGCCCACUCCCCGAGAUCUGCUGUAUGUUUCCUCCUUCACUUCCGCUUGCAGGAGGAGCAUUGUGGCGAUCACGUUCCACAUCUGGCGGGCGUGUAGCCGUCACCACGGUCAGAUGCGACGACGACUCGUCAUCAAGGAGUGGUUCAACUCGAGCGGAAGGAUUCUCUACAGAUGCUUCUCAGCAUGGGCCGUCCUGAUCUUUUGCACGGAAGGCGGGCACCGGGUUUCCACCCAGCAGCCGGGGGCCAAGGAGUCCAGGGCAUCGCUGUGGGACGACGGUUUCUGGACCCGGACGACGGCACUUCUCAAUGCCAUGGGCCUGCACACCAAGCUUCUCGUGCUGCGGGAGGUUUUCCAAGGCUGGUCAUUUCUUCUACUCUGGCGAAAGCAGCACUGCUGGCAUCAGAAGCUGCGAGAGGAAGAGCGCGAGGUGCAGACUGCAUGGCUGGAAAUGCAGGAGGCUCAGGUGGAGCAGCAGAUAGAAGAGCAGCAACUUCAACAGCGUAUAGUCGACCUGGAGACUGUCCUUCAAGCCCGCCAUGACUGGAUGGCAGGGUAUGAGGAGCAGCAGGCAGAUCGCUUCAUCCGGCUCCGACGUCAUUGCUUGUUAACAGCCUGCAUCUCCGGCCAGCAAUUGUCGAAGAUGUGGGUCUGGUCCCUCUGGCGCUUCGCACUUCUUCCUCGCAGCCGCCUGCUCCAUUUGGCACAACGUCUGGAGUCCAGAUACCGCGCCAUGGCUCUUCUGGAUGCUUGGGCUGCUUGGGUGGCACUGCAGCACCGCCGGCAUCGAACCCAGGGCAGGCUUCAAGAAAUGGCCGACCACUCACGGACGUGGGCUUCAAACCUUCUACACAGCCGCCUUUGGCAGGAGCGCACGCGGGUGCUUUGGUCCGUGGUUUCUGCCUGGCGGUUCUUUACCGACUUCCGUGUCGCGCUGGGCAAAGAUGCCGCUUUCCGAGUGGGCCUCCGUGGGGAAAGCUUCCUCCCAGUCGCAAAGGAGUCAUCACCCGGACCUCUCCGGCUUGAUCCAGGGCCCAUCGAGGGUCUUGAGGACUUGCUGGAGGAUGCAAACAGCGUGAUGCAGGAGUCCUUGCUAUUGCCAUGGAAGCCUUUCCUGUCUGCUGUGAUGCAGCUGUGGCGCGCAGCAGCACGAACUGCUUCACCAACCAGGUCUUUCGUCCCGCACAGCAGGCAGCGGCAGACUGGCAUGCAUAAUCGCGCCGAGAGAUCGGGCAAGCUUGUGCAGCGCUUGCUGCAACAGAUUGAUCGAGCUCUUUUGGUUGUGGUAGUCUGCGCCUGGAAGCUCCAGGUGGCACCGAAGGCUGCGAUCCCUCCGUUUCGAAGGGAGGACAAGCUAGCUCGGCUCCGAAAGGAGCAGACGGAAAAGCAACAGAGGUGGAAUGCCUAUCAGCAGGCCAUGAAGUUGGCAUACAACAAAGAACCGAAGCGACGCGAGAGAGACGUGUUGAGGAUGAAGUCAGAGAUCCAGACUGCCAUCACGGAUGUUCGGGCUAUGGAACUCGACAGCACAGCUUGGGAAGCUCUCAUACAAGAGGAGCAGGAAGCCGACACCACGGGCGACAUGGAUGAGGAACUUCGAGCCAAUCUGGAUGCUCGUGCAAGGCUUCAUGCGAAAAGGGAUGCCCUGUUAGCAGAGCAGGCCCAACUCCAACAAGCUCAGCAGGAGGCCGAUCGCGCGCAUACAGAAGCUUUGCAACAGGAGGCCCAGAAGGCAGCCAGGCAAGCAGCGAUGGCAGCUGCGCAGGCAGCUGGAGCCGUUGCCGGCCAGAAUGCCAAGGAACCCAUGCAGAUCAUAGCCGACGACGAGGAGGAGCAAAAUGCGGCGGAGCCACCCGGCGGUUUCGUGGAAUACGAGUACUGA